CCUGGAGAGCAAUUACCACCAGAAGGACCAUUGCCUCCUUAUCAAGGAGGUCCUAUACAUCCCUGUGAGGGAGGUCCCAUGCCUCCAAUGCUUGGUGGACCUGGAGGUCCACUUCCUUCAAUGCAAGAUGGAGGACCAAUGCUUGGAAGUCCACCAGGGGGUCCUCCAAUGGAUACAAUGCAAGGUAGUCCUGGAUCUGGGCCUAUGGAUCCACAGAUGUGCCAGCGAAAAAUACCAUCUCUUUUUGAAAUUGUGGUGCGACCCACUGCCCAUUUGGCUCAUAAAUUGGGUGUCAGGCCACCUGGUCCACCAGGAGGUCCCUCUGGGCCACCUCCACCAAGGUUUCCUGGACCUAUGGGCCCUCAAGGCCCACUGCACCAUGAUAUGGAUAUGGAGGAAGGCCCACCUAUGAUGCCCUAUGGUCCUGAUGAUGUACCUGAUAUGAUGGUUGAUGGUCCACCAGGCCCAGACUUCUAUGGUGAAUAUUAUCCAGACCCGAAUAUGGAGAUGAGGCCUGAUAUGAUGGGAGAUGGAGGUGCUUAUAACAACUAUGGAGAGAUGCCAGAAGACAAUCCUCACCAAUAUCACGAGCACCCUCCUGAAGAGGACCCCGAAAAUAUGGAUGCACAGCCAUCUAUCAACAAAGGGAACAUCCCAGACUUCUUGCCCUCUGCACAGCGGGCUCUGUACCUGCGUAUUCAGCAGAAACAGCAAGAAGAAGAGCGAGCAAGGAGAAUGGCUGGAGGAACCCAGCAGGACAGAGAUAAUGAAGAAGGUGAUCCUGGCAACUGGUACUCCAGUGAUGAAGAGGAAGGAGGAAGCAGCGUGACUUCAAUACUCAAGACAUUACGACAGCAGUCCUCUAACCGCCCUGCUUCGCAAGUCCCUUCCCGAGACACCAGUACAGGGGGACAGGUUGACCCACGUCUGCAAAAAAGUUCAGCAGCUCCAUCCAGCCGCCCUACUGAUCCCCGUCUCUCUCGUGAUCCACGACUUUCCAGAACCACAGACAACUCUUUAUCUGACAAAGGUCCAAGUGACCCUAGAUUGGCCAGACAUGCAGUUCAUUCUUCAAAACAAGACUCCCCAGUAAAUAAAAUAGCUGGAGAUGAAGAAGAAGGUGAAAGGGUCCUACGGGAUAAGCCUGUCAACAUCCCCCUUGAUCCUCUCCCCUGGACAUACAUUAAGAGACCCAAGAAGUCAGCUUCAGCAGUUCAGCCAUAUCAAAAAAGAUGUAACUUUGAACAAAACAAACUUUGCCAGAACUGUUUUAUGGAGUCCUGAAGACCUUAUCCCACUGCCCAUUCCUAAACAGGACUUCAUCCCAAUGCCUCCUGCACUACAGUCUAUGCAAAGUCUUGAUUCCAGACUUAACCAUCCAUCCACCUCAGUAUCACACGACCCACGUCAGCGGGCAACUGCUUCUGAUGCACCAGCUUCAAAUACUAGCUUGCCUGAUUUUGAACUGCUGUCUAGGAUUUUGAAGACUGUCAAUGCUGCCUCCAGCACUGCAUCAGCACCAGCUGAAAAACCCACUGAUCCUCGAACACGGAAACCUCCUGCUGACCCACGUCUUCAAAAAUCCACAGAACCUGUGCUGCCUCCACGGCCACCAGAACCUACACAACCCCUUCCCAUAAUACCUCCUGUUGAGAGCACAACAACCAUUGCUCCCUAUGACCCCCGUCUGCUGACUGUAGGGGGACUGAGCAAACCCAGCGGCCAAAGUAACGUUCUCAGCACCAUUAGUUUGUAUGAUCCUCGGAUGGGGAGCAAGACUUCAGCUGAGGCCACUUCUAAUGAGACAACCUCGAAGGGUUCAGACAGCAAAACUGCUGGUAAAGCAAAAGAGCCCCUUUUUGUGCGCAAGUCUGCCCUGGACCAACCUGAAGCAGACAAACCUAAUUCAGAUACGGUCACAGACCGCUACAACAGUUACAACCGGCCCCGUGCUAAAACUACAGCUGUUUCAGAUAACAGCCAGGCAGCUGUUCACAACUUGCCAGUGCCAUCUGUCUAUGGUUUGGUCAAGCAAACCAAAACCGGCAGCGGAAGUCCCUUUGCUGGAAACAGCCCAACACAGGACUCUGAACAGGACGCUGGUUCCCUAAAGGAUGUUUUUAAAGGAUUUGACCCCACAGCAUCUCCGUUCUGCCAGUGA
This is a messenger RNA of Staurois parvus, 2161 nucleotides long. Lineage: Eukaryota; Metazoa; Chordata; Amphibia; Anura; Ranidae. The record is from the annotation of a GenBank genome assembly.